UCAAGUGUCGUUUUCUUAUAUAUACUCUCGAGGUCUAGUAAGGAAAAGCAGACGAGACGACCCCAAAAUCUAUCUCCUUCUCUUCCCUUCCCAAUCCUUGUUGAUUUCCCAUUCUUCUUGCACCACCACACAUCUCUCUCUCUCUCUCUCUCUCUCUCUCUCUCCUUCUCUUUCUGUAUACCUUUUUCUUUUUCUUGAUGUGGUGAAAACUGAAAAAUCCUUUCCUUACUUCCUUUUUUUGUGGUUUUCUUUCCAAAAUUAUCUGUACUUCAAGAAAAAAUUGGUUGUGGAUUCUUCUAUAUUGAAAAAAUCGAUUGCAGCUGCUUCAACCCAUUUCUUGGGAAUAAAAAUGUCCCAUAAAGGAGGAAUUUUUGAUAACCAAUCUUUGAAUCAGAUUCCAGACCUCUCACUUCACAUAAGCCUUCCAAAUAGUGCUCCGUCCUCUAUAUGCACUGGCACAAAUGAUGCUGAUGAUUCAACUUUUGAUGUUUGGUACAGAGAUGAUGCCCUGAAAUCACACAGCGACAGUUCAAUAAAAGUUGGGCCUGAACCAGAUGACACCAUCGAGCUUUCUCUGGCGGCAAAUCCAGCAGCCUCUAUGGCUUUAGAAGUAGAAAGCCCUUGGAGAAGAAUAAGCUACGCUGGAGGUGGCGGCGGUGAUGUUGGCUGCAGAGAAGCCGAUCAAGCAAGGCAAAGAAAUAUUCUUCUUCAACGUGCUAAGAGUGGCUCUGUGAGUCAUAUAAAUCAUGGGAUCUCAGGCUUCAAACCCAUAAAGGGGAUUCCAGUUUACAGCAGCUGGAACAUCAAUUCUGGGGAAAUGGAUCCCAGAUUUUGCUUUAACCAAAUACCAUAUUCAUCAUCCUGCACUCCUUAUCCAUGUUCUUCUCCAGGUGAUCCCUGCAGUUCUUUUCCUGUUCAUAGAAUGGGGACAUCAUCAGUUCCACCACAGUAUCAGUACCAUCAGUAUGAGGGUGGAGUGGUAGGAGGUGCACAGGUUUAUGGAGGUGAGAUGAUUAGAUCAAGAUUUAUACCAAAGCUACAUAGCAAGAGGAACAUGAGAGCACCAAGAAUGCGUUGGACAAGCUCUCUACAUGCCCGUUUUGUUCACGCUGUGGAGCUUCUUGGUGGCCAUGAAAGAGCCACACCGAAGUCAGUUUUAGAGCUGAUGGAUGUCAAAGAUCUAACACUUGCGCAUGUCAAAAGCCAUUUACAGAUGUAUAGAACUGUUAAGAGCACUGACAAACCUGCAGCUUCCUCAGAUGGAUCCGCUGAUGAAGAUUUCUUGCCUAUAACAAUUCCCAUUAAUCAAAAUGCUACGCAUAGAGCAGCUUCAAGUGUGUCUCUUGAACAUGAUAAUGGUUAUACUACUUCCUCAACUCCAUGGAGUAACUCUUCCAGAGAAAGAUGGCUGCAUUGCAGUUCAAGGGAUCUAGAAGAGCUUAGACGACCAGAAAACCUAUCAUCUCAACAAGCAUCUGAAACCCAAUUAGAAGAAAGUAGUGAUUUAGCUGAAUCAAGAUGCUUUAAAUCAGUCUGUAACCAAUUACUUGAGACUGACCCAAGUUUGGAAUUCUCUUUAGGAAGACCCGAUUGGCGAAGAAAACAACAUGAUUAAAUUUAUCAGCAAAGCUGUCGGCUGUUGCCCUUAUCAAUAUGCAUGCGACUAGCUUAAUUUACUUCAAUUUGUUUCCUUUGUUUAGUAAGAAAUGAAAAUAUAGAUGAAAUGAAGAUAUAAAGAAAGGUGAUGAUGUUGUAGCAGUUCCAUCUGCCAAUGAAAGAAAGAAGGGUUGUAGUGUUCUAUCACUUUCAAUGACUGUAUAUAUAAUUUUUGUAGGAGUGAUGUGGGUGAUGAGUGAUGUUUGUCAUUUACAUAAUGUAAUGAUGAAGCAAAAAGUAGAAUAAAAGAAGGAAUCACACUUUUAAUAA
Molecule: messenger RNA, 1926 nt
Organism: Hevea brasiliensis (rubber tree)
Lineage: Eukaryota; Viridiplantae; Streptophyta; Magnoliopsida; Malpighiales; Euphorbiaceae
Product: transcription repressor KAN1
Exons: 6
Coding region: 350-1615 (421 amino acids)
Biological process (GO): abaxial cell fate specification; regulation of DNA-templated transcription
Cellular component (GO): nucleus
Molecular function (GO): transcription cis-regulatory region binding
Source: RefSeq, a predicted model, not a curated record